CGUUAACGUUAAAAUAUUCUCCUUCUCAGAAGAUUUCAUACAGAUAACACGUGAUAUCGAAUUCGCAAAAUCAUUGACGUGUACCACAUUCGUUAUAUUUAUCAAGAUAUCUUUGAUACACAACAUAUGAGAUAUAAGGGGCAAGUAAUACCUGAGCAGAGAUAGUGUUAUGCUAGACCGUGAUACGUGCGGGAAGAAAAUCAAAGUGCGAUCAAAUACAGACAAUUACCACAAUGAGAUUGUGGAUAUUAUUGACUGCAUUCUUGUUAGUCGCAAUACUCGUUGCGGAAACUUCUGCAAAAAAAUUGAGUAAGGAUGUGGAAUCAAGAAACGAUGGUGAAAAAGAGAGGAAGGUCGAUGUAGAAUAUCGUACAAAAGAUAAACAGUCCAAGAAAAGAGAUAAACAUGUGAAAGAGCAGAAGAAAAGGAAAAAUAGCUCAGAACGAAACAACGAAGACUCUUCCGAAAAACAUUUACAUGAGAAAAAUUCUUAUAAGCCAGAACAGAAAUGGAAAAACAAGCGGACCAAACGUCAAGAAAAUGGUGAAGUGAUAAAUGAAGAAGGAAAUAGAAAUAUCGAAAAGAAAUUAAAAUACUUGAAAGAUAAAACAGGAACGCAAAAUAAGAAAGACAAAAAUGCUAAAGAGCGAUCGAAAGAACCCGAAACAUUACUUGAAGAUCCUCAAAGAUCUGAAAUCCAUCAAAAAUCGAAGAAAAGCUUAAAAGAGGAGAAACAUAAGAAGAAAUCGAAAAAUAAUGAGGAAGUAGAAAAUAUAGAAGAAAAUCCAAAUAAUGAUGUUUCAAGAAGGAAAACAAAGCACUCCAAAUCAGAUAAUUCUGAACAAGUUAACGAUGCUGUUCACAAAAACGAAAGGAAGACAAAACACGAUAAGAAAAAGAGAAAGGUAGAAGUAUCUAAGAACACAGAAUCUAAAGGAAAAAAGGAAGAAGUCGAAGCUGAUGUAACAUCUACAGAUUCCGAGCAAGAAAAAAUUCUGAGCAAGACAAAGGAUAAACAGGAAGUUCAGGAAACAUCGACGAGAAGCAAGAAAAAUAGAAAGAAGCGUGAAGUAGUGCAAGAAGAAGAGGAAGCUGAUGUAAUAUCUGCAGAUUCCGGGAAAGAAGAAACUGUCGAUAAAACAAAAAAAGAUAAAGCUCAGGAAACAUCAAAGGAGUGCAAGAAAAAUAAAAAAAAGCGUGAAAUAGUGCAAGAAGAAGAAGAAACUGAGGAAGAGCCAGUGAAAGAAAAUUUUAUUAUAGAGGAAGACAAUGUAAAUGAAAUUGAAACAAAUGAGAACGAAUAUAAAGAAAAUCUUUCAAUUCCAACUAACGAUGACAUAGAUCUCACGUAUCUGGAUACGCCUUCUGACUCAGAGAACUAA
Acromyrmex echinatior (Panamanian leafcutter ant) is the source of this 1382-nucleotide messenger RNA. RefSeq lists its product as uncharacterized. The record is from RefSeq and is a predicted model, not a curated record. NCBI's taxonomy places the organism in Eukaryota, Metazoa, Arthropoda, Insecta, Hymenoptera, Formicidae.